Engraulis encrasicolus (European anchovy) is the source of this 3320-nucleotide messenger RNA. RefSeq names its product basic helix-loop-helix family, member e40 (gene bhlhe40). Gene Ontology annotation, biological process: regulation of neurogenesis; regulation of transcription by RNA polymerase II; circadian regulation of gene expression. Lineage: Eukaryota; Metazoa; Chordata; Actinopteri; Clupeiformes; Engraulidae. Bases 405 to 1748 code for a protein of 447 amino acids. The record is from RefSeq and is a predicted model, not a curated record. The transcript is spliced from 5 exons. Gene Ontology annotation, cellular component: nucleus. Gene Ontology annotation, molecular function: protein dimerization activity; RNA polymerase II cis-regulatory region sequence-specific DNA binding; DNA-binding transcription factor activity, RNA polymerase II-specific.
UGAGGCUCAUGUGACGGAGGUAGGUCAGUUUCUGAGCGAGCGAGAGAGACGUGUCUGUAGUCACAGGGUUUAUUUAACACGUAGUCCGUCCAGUCCUCCCACACACACAUUUAACCACGACUGGAGCUACUAAACACGUCUCGACUACGCCUGGAUAGCGAGUUGACAACAGCGUCGUCCUACGAUCAUAGUUGCAGGAUAUCUGGAACGUGGAAGGAAAAAAACACGUUAAAGCUAUUUGACAACUGGAUUUGUUUUACCAAAAAAUAUAUUUCAAGGACAUUCGACUUAUGCUUCUUAGCAAAGCAAUCCAAGGAGCAUUUUUUAUUUGUUUUGUCCAGAAGUGAAUUUGGGAGAUUUUGUUUUUGCUCUUUUCACCUGACUUUGGUUUGGCAAGGGGUAAAAUGGAAAGGAUUACAAGUGCGCAACCUCCUCCUCCUCCUUGUAUGACCAAACACCCGUCGCUGGAGAUAGCGGACAUGGCUGGAAUGGAUUUCCCCAUGUAUGUCUAUAAGCCACGACGUGGAAUGAAGCGAGGAGAAGACAGCAAGGAUACCUACAAGUUGCCCCAUCGGUUAAUUGAGAAGAAAAGGCGAGACCGAAUCAAUGAGUGCAUCGCACAAUUGAAAGACUUGCUGCCAGAACACCUCAAACUAACCACACUGGGCCAUUUGGAGAAGGCCGUGGUCCUGGAGCUCACACUCAAGCAUGUCAAGACGCUCAACACUCUGCUGGAACAACAGCAACAGAAAAUCAUUUCACUACAAAAUGGCAUCCAAAUCGACCAGGGCAGUGUCGGGCCAGAAAACAAUGAGGAGAUGUUCCGCUCAGGUUUCCACCUGUGUGCCAAGGAGGUGCUCCAGUAUCUGGCCGCCAAGGAGAGCGCCCAGGACCUGACGCCGCUGCACGUGAUGCGCCAUCUGCAGAAGGUGGCCUCCGACAUGCUGCAGGGCGACGCCAGCCCGCGCAGCAGCAGCAGCGGCGACGACGACUCCGGCUACGACGUGGCCGCAGAGGGCAGGGAAAACCCCCGUGAGAGGCAGGAGACGAGCGCCGCCGAGAGACGGGAGCCACGGGAGCCACAACAGCAGCCCAAACCCUCCCAGGAGGGCCACGCCAAGAACUGUGUGCCAGUCAUCCAGCGGACGUACACGCACAGCGGCAACGGCGAGCAGAGCGGCAGCGACACCGACACAGACAGCGGCUACGGCGGCGAGACGGAGAAGACCACGCGCGACGGCAAGACGGGGCGGCCGAGCUACUACGUCAGCAAAGACGACGAGCUGAAAUACGGCAUGAGCAUGAGCAGCGAGCGCGUCAAGCAGGAGGGCGACGAGCCCCACGCCAAACGCCAGCGCUCCGACUCCUCCGAGGACGAGUCUCUGUCAGGCCACGAGGUGGCGCUGGCGAGCCACGGCGGCUACACGGUGGGCUUCUCUCCGCACCCCCAGGGGGCGCCUCUCUGCAUGCCCUUCUACCUCAUCCCCCCCUCCGCGGCCGCCGCCGCCUACCUUCCCAUGCUGGACAAGUGCUGGUACCCGGGCGGCAUGCCCGUCCUGUACCCGGGCAUGGGUGGCUCUCCGCCCAGCCUGUCCCCAGAGAAGCUGCCCCCGCCAUCCCUGGUUAUGUCGCCCAGGGUGGGCUCUCCCCCUACGCCCCCCCCAGCUUCACAAACCCCCAUGGACUCUCCCGCCCUCCUUCAGGCUCUUAAGCAAGUGCCCCCCCUGAACUUGGAAACCAAAGACUGAGAACUUUCUAUCUGACUCUAUGACUCUCGUCAUUUCUCUAUCCUCUGUUGUUUUUUCUACAUUGUACUUUCACUGGCAGCCCGCCCUCUGAAUGUUCAGGUGUGGAGAGGAGAGGAGAGGAGAGCGAGCGGACCCGACCCUCGGGCCGUCGCCGGGUGAAUCCUCCCCCAGGAGGGAAGGCAGGGACACAAGCACUCAAAAAUCUCUCUCCCUCAGCGACAGCGGCAGCUGUCUGGUCAGACGCCAUCUCUACGCCACCCCACACCAACCCCCUCCCCCCGACCCUGACCUGUCGUGCUCCUCCACCCUCUGAGAGCAGAAAGACGUUUUUACGCGCACUCACACCCACACACACUCACACACACUCACACACACACACUUCACGUAAGCCCAGUGGCCACUGCUUCCCAGAUGCAGUCCAGGUCUCCCAAAUCUAGCAGGCACUGAGCAACAGUGACGACUCGGAGACAAGUGUCAGCACACCCAGAAUUGAGAGAUAGUCAGCUAGGUUUACCUUUUGGUUUCAUUUUUUUUUUGUCUUUUCUUUAAUUAUUUUUGUGUUUUUCGCAACACUGUGAAGAAGGUCAAUUUAUGGACAUGAGCACUGUGGUUAAGACUAGUAUGCUAUGGGUGUGGGAGGGAGGGAGUUGGGGAGUGGAGGCAGAGGAGCUAUGGCCAACCCGUAUUGAAUGUUUUAGAGUUGAAAACCCAGAAUGUGAUGCACAGUCCCCCCCCCUCCCCCUUUCUUAAAUGAUAAAGACAUUUGCCCUUUGCACAGAUGCACACUCACUCACCCACUCACCCACCCACACACUCGUACUCACACAUAAACAUACUGUUCUGUGUUGAAUGUAUAAAAAAAGAAAGCGAAACCCCUGUAGAUGCUGCUUUUGAAGUUUCUACGUGCUGUAGACCCACCUCGGGAAGGUUCUACGAUUUUUUCCUGUAAUCUGUGGCUGCUUAAAGAAAAAAAAACUGCAACAGACCGUCCUUUCUACAGUAGUUUAUAGAGUGCAACCAAAUAUCUGGCCAAGCUUUUGGUUGGCCAGAGCUGUUGUGUGAGAUGAAAAAAAAAAUCAACAAACACUGUUCCCAUCUCAUCAUGCAGUCAUCAUGCCCUAGGAGGAAGCCAGCUCCCCACACUUAGCUUGUGGGGAGCAGAGGUUCAGAGUGGGUGUGGGUGGGGGAACGUCGUAUUCAGGGCUGGUAGCGUGUCACUCAUGUAAAUAGCAGAGUGAAGUACUUCACCAUGCAGUUUUUAUUAGGUUUAUGAGUUCGUAACCCAUUACCAUUGGUGCAAGUAGAUAGAGUCCUUGUGCGGUAAUGUCUUGUAAUUUUACAUUUUUUUUGUUGUUGUUUUGUUUAUACUACUUGUACAUCUAUAUUUUUGAUACAUGACUCACAAGAAAUGUUUGUGUUUGCAUCACACGGAGAGGGAGAUGUUGGGUGGCCACUUUUUGCUGUAAGACACCAGGAGAAACAUGUACAUAGCGUGGUGGAGCUACAACUGAUUGGCACCCCCGCCCCUUGUAUUCAUUUUUUUUCUGGUCACAUUAAAAAAGACAGAUCCUU